This is a messenger RNA of Scomber scombrus (Atlantic mackerel), 6261 nucleotides long. RefSeq names its product DENN/MADD domain containing 2C (gene dennd2c). The transcript is spliced from 19 exons. Lineage: Eukaryota; Metazoa; Chordata; Actinopteri; Scombriformes; Scombridae. The record is from RefSeq and is a predicted model, not a curated record. Bases 2119 to 4923 code for a protein of 934 amino acids.
CAUUGUUCAAAGCAGAGUGUUAUAUUUACAUCUUAAAACAUGAAGAAGAAGGGAUCUUUGACUUGUGAAGUUGACAUCUGCAGGAGUUGAUGUGAUGACGUCUUCGAUCAGGAGGAUUCAACCAAACUCUCUCAGUCACAACUGUGUCAAGCUCGACAGAAACACCCAGAGUAAACCCGGAAGUUGACUUGCAUAGAAAAUGAGUGUGUUAUAAAAACUGAAUCUAUCUCCAAACCAAAUAAGCAUUUACUUUCUUUACUUUAUAAGUAAAAGUAAUAUGUAGGGAAAGUACAUCUCCUUGCUUAUGACUGCAUAUACAUAAUAUUAUGCUGAUUUUGCACCAGAUAAACAAAAAAACAAAAGAUCCACCUGAUAAUCAAAGGAGGCUGGAAUUGACAUCAACUGGAAUUGGUUCUCAUUCAAGGGGCAUCUUCAAUUCUAGCUGACUGGUGGGGAGCCCCAGGUAUUUAACCUCUGUGGUCAAUUUGAACUAAAGAAGCCACUUAAAUGAGAGGCGAAACUUCUUCAAGUAUCUAAAACCAAGAAGUCCAAUUGCCCUCACUUCAACUCUCCUUGGAUAACUAUGACCUGGAUGACCUCAUCACAGACAUAUGUACCUAUGUCAACCACAUCCAACAGUGAUGCAGUUUUAAUACAUCAUCACUAUCACUAUUCCACUAGACAAUUUGUGCAUUACAAUAUCCUAAAAUGGAAAUGUAGGCGUUCCCAAACGCCACCAUGAUGUCGCCAAUUGAUUUGUGGACUCCAGUUCUGAACCACAAGUUUGCAUAUUGACCGUUGCCAUACUUUAUUUUUGGAGCCAGAAGUGACCAUAUUUGGGCAAGAGGGUGGAGUUGACCCUAAGACUAGCUGCUAGCUUUGGUAACACUUUGCGAUUAUGCUAAUUCUAAUUUUUGCCAGCGAAAAACAGACUGAAAACCAUUAAAACAAAUACUGAAUACCCGACUCCUUAGAGGGUGCAACCAAAAGAACAAGUUACAAUUAACUUUCAUUAACUGAAAACACACUUAAGUAGCAACAGCUACCGCUACGUCUAUAGUCUACUCUGAGAAUCUGAGGUAGGCUAAUGCCAUGGUCAUAUUACCUUACCUUACCAACAUUGCCAUUGUGGUAGUGACUCACCUGUGACAGCACCCACCUGUCACUCAAAGCGACCACGCCUUUAAUUAUGCAUAACUCUAAAUCUUAAUUAAAAUUUAGUUAGGCAUAAAAAUUCACCUCCCAUGAAAGGGGAAAUUAGCUAUAGAGACAUAAACCGUUUUUUUGUAUCAGACUUUUUUUUUCUGCUGUAGAACUGGGCAUUUUAACAUGAGGGUCUGUGGGGAUUGACUCGCUUUUGGAGCAAGUCUCAUCUCUCUAUUUCCCAGUUUGACUUCAUUUUUAGUCAAACUGAUGUUUGAUGAUGACAGAGGUUACUGUUUGGUUUUAAUGUGUCGACAUAAAGUUUCCACUCCGGAAGUUUAGAGAGUUUUGGAUGACGGCAGAUUAAAGGGUUUUAUUUUGGAAGUUGUGCCGGAAGUUGUAUAUAUUUCCGGCUACUUGACAGUCCUUAAACGCAGGGCGAGGACUGCUCCGCUUUACUUUCCUCUAGUCUGUGACCACUUUCUUUGUUGUUAUUGUGAAAAGUCAUUAAGUAUGGUGACACUACUAGUUUUAAAGUUUAUUUUCCAAUAAGUGUGCACUAACUUGCUGAGGAACCCAACGUUAGCCUGAAUGCAUUCAAACGGCUAACUAACGCUAACCUCUCCAGACUGAACUAACGAUGAGAGUGGACUCGGAUUUUAUUUGUGUUUUACAUUUUAUCGGAAUGGAAAUGAGGGGCGAACAUGAGUUUUGCUCCUCGUUUUAAACUAUGAGAGGUUGUUUACAAAAGGAGACAAGGGGGAAAUGACACUCUGCUAGGACAAGACAACGUGAAAAAGACCUGAAGGAAGAAUUCCAACCACAAAUCUUGUGGUGCUUCUGUUUUUACUGAUUUCUGGAUUAAUUGAUUACAAGUUUUUGUUUUUGUUUCCUAAAAACCUACUUUGUGUGAAACUCCCCGAUGCAUUCACCUAUGGAGAACUGAGGGUGAGCUGACACUUGCCCCCUCUCGACAUGCUGGCUCUGAGGCCGGAGCAGGGCAGGCGAGGGGGUAGCGAGGUGGAUCGCCUGCAGAAAGGGGCCACCGUGGCGUGGCAGGGCCGCCAGCCAGGGAGACCCCCUUCUCACGAGCAGGGCAUUAGCAUCAGGGAUAAGAUCUCCCAGUGGGAAGGUCGCAGUCAGCAGGGAAGCAGCCCGGAUGCUGGGAUGAAAGCGCACCCUCCAGUUGUAUCCAGAACUCUUUCUGGAGAUGUCUUGGGUAACGGAUUUUCCAACGAGGGCUCGAGAGGGGGGAUUCACGGCAAAGCCAGCCUCACAAAAACGAAGAGUUUAGAUUUUCGGGAAUGCCCGGAAGAAACCGGACAUCGCGCGGUUGGUAGAAAGUCAGAACCCUUGCAGAAAUGCUCCACUGAAUUUUCAACCAAAACCCCAGGAAAUAAACCACUCGCAGCACAGAUAUUCCCGUCUCCCAGAGUGGAGGCUAACACUGCUAGCUCUACAAGUAAACAAAUCUUAGCUGUCAAUGGCCACCAAAACCUGGGUCGCAUCUUGGACAUCGAAGUAGUUUCUAAACCUCUACCUCUGUCAACUGACGAUCAAGAAGACAACAUGCCCCCCGGGAACUUUUACACCUCUCGGGGUUUCUGGCGGAAGCUCGAGGGGGACAGACUGCUCUGGGAGAAAGGCAAGGAGUCUUCAGGUGACGCUCAGGCUCCUCCCAAACCUCAGCGGACAUUCCAGUACCGGGGAGCCAACAACAACAUGGGGCACGCACCACGAUGGGACAGCAGAUCCCCUCAUAACAACCUCUCCGCUGUGAGGAGUAGGAGGGUAGCCCACCCACCGAGCUUCCCACCUCCUCCAUGUCCGGUUGCAAAGACAGAGGGGCUUUCAAGACAUAAACAGAACAGGAAGUCCUUUGAGUACGAGGAUGCGGCGCGUCUGACGGCGAAGCCAGCCACGCUCGGAGGCGAGGGCAGGCACUCGAGCCUCUACCAUGCCUACUCUGACGACAAUAUUUAUGAGGACAUCGUCUGUGAAGUGACCAGAGAUAACCCCUAUGAGGAUGUUAAGCUGUCUCCUAUGUGUCUCCCAAUUGCAAGGCCUCACGUCCCCAAGCUUCCUCCGAAACCCCAGAAUCUACAGGGGUCCGCUGGCAAACUGGAGAAGAAGGGGCUCCAUGCAUCCAAAGCCUCAACCCUCGCAGAUACUCCUAAACCAGCUACGCCCCGACGCACAAGCACUCAAAAAACACUGAGGACGCCUCAGUACGUCAACAAGAUUGAGACAAUCUUUGACGACAAGAGAGGGAAGAAGAGAGUGAAGAACCAGGGAUUCUCAGUGCGAGAGGAGACCAGCGGGACAGAGAGCGACCCCGAGGACAACACCAAAGCAGGCUCCAAGAGAUCAGUUUAUAUCCAGUCUACACUGAAACGUCGGCCAGGCUACCGCACCUUGGAGAGAGACCUAAUCCAGCUGCAGCAGCAGCAGCUUUUCCAGAUCUUCGUGGUGGUGUCGCUGAGAAAAGGCUCCGCUGGAAACACCUACUCCCCUGAAAUCACACAACAGUUCCCCAAAAUGUUUGAAAAGUCGUCCCGGCUCUCCAGAGAGGCUGAGGAUCAGCUGAAGGUCAUUCCCAAGUUCUGCUUCCCUGACUCACAGGACUGGAAGCCCUCUGCACACAUGCCAAGUGAGACCUUCUCCUUCGUCCUGACCGGAGAAGACGGCAGCCGCUGGUUUUGUUACUGUCGUAAGAUCCUGCCCAAUGGAAAAGGGAAGAGGCUUCCAGAGGUCCACUGUAUCGUCAGCAAGUUGGGCUGUUUCAACCUGUUUGCAAAGAUUUUGGAGGAGGUGGAGAGGCGUCGAGAGAUUUCUCCAGCGCUGGUUUACCCCUUCAUGCGCAGCGUGAUGGAGGCCCCAUUCCCAGCUCCUGGACGCACAGUCACCGUUAAGAGCUUUCUCCCUGGCUCUGGGAACGAGGUACUGACUUUGUGUCGGCCGGUGGACUCCAGAUUAGAGCACGUGGACUUUGACAGCCUGCUGCAGUAUCUCAGCGUCGGAAAACUCCUGCAGGUGUUCGCCUCCCUUCUCCUCGAGAGGAGGGUCAUCUUCAUCGCUGACAAACUGAGUGUGCUGUCUCGGUGUAGCCAUGCAGUGCUGGCGCUGCUUUACCCGUUCACCUGGCAACACACCUUCGUGCCUGUGCUGCCAGCCAGCAUGCUGGACAUCAGCUGCUCCCCCACCCCAUUCCUCAUCGGGGUGCUGGCACCCUGCCUGCCACAGCUGCUGGAUCUGCCCAUCGAGGAGGUCCUCAUAGUGAAUCUGUGUGAAGACAAGUUUGUCAUUCAGCUAGGUGAUGAAGACUGCAUCCUGCCCAGUAAACUGCAGGCAGCGCUGCAGCAGAUCUUGGAGGAGAGGGAAGAUAUCCUGAGGCAGGAGGAUGGAGACAGACCUGGAGGCCAGCCUGCUGUCCUGAGCUCUCUGUUGUCUGAGGCUUUCGUGCGGUUCUUCGUGGAGUUGGUGGGCCAUUAUCCUUUCCACAUGGUCGAAUCCUCCAGCGGAAGCAGGGAGCUUCAGCGCGACAGCUUCCGCAAAUCUCACCCAUCCCGCGGAGUCCGCCAGUUCCUUCAGCUCUUCAUGGACACUCAGAUGUUUGCCGGCUUCAUUCAGGACAAAGAGCUGCGCAAGGGAGGAGCGAGAGGUCUCUUUGAAGUCCGAGUGGCCGAGUAUCUGGAUUCGUACCCUGAGCCGGAGCCAAGCGGAGUGAACAAGUUUCUUAAAGGACUGGGAAACAAGAUGAAGCUUCUACAAAUGAAGUGAAAGAAAGAGCAACAUCCUGGCUUUUAAAUUAAGUGACUUUGUAAUUAAAAACGUGUUGCUGCUGGACCGUUUGGAGAAAUGAAUGAGGAUGAGAGAGUCUUGUGUCUUGAUGUGGAUUGGAUGGUUAAGAGUUUGGAUAUCAGUGUCAUCUUUAUAGUUGUGCAUGCAUGUCUGAGAGCAGUGAACUUAUCCUUGAAUUAAAACUGGAAACACUAUAUAUGUCUUUUCUGGCAAACUACAAAACAAAGCAUUCCAGCUAUUUAACCUCAGUUUUCAACCUGAACUAUAAUUGUGACUUUUUUUUUUAUUUUAUGGAAACAUUUCGCUGGAAUUUGGAUUAUUCUCCUGCACAAUGUCCAUUUGACAGUAAAUGCAACUUUAAUGUUACGUUUCAAUCUUAACUGAAAAAAAAUGGGUAUGGUUCCAACCUGAUGCAUGCUUUUAUACAUUAUGUAAAGUAUAUUAUUCAUGUUGCAUUCCUUUUAGCACAAAGUGUAAAAAACAAAAAUGUUUACUCUGUUCGCAUUUCAGAUUAAGUGGAGGUUUAUUAACUCAUCAGAACAUUUCAGUGUUAAGACUCCGAGUUAAACCUCAAUUAUAAUGUGUAUCGAUAUAUUUUGAGUCUUUUUUUCCCCUCAACUUUCUCCCUGUUAACUGGAGUUGUAAAUACUUUUUUUUUUUUUUUUUUUUACAUUUUGCACAAUGUUGAGAAACAGUGUACAGUAUUUAGAAUAUUUUUGUAUUAAAGCAUGGCCUGUCCAACAUACUUUUUAAAUAAAUGAGCUCCCAAGGACAAAAUAUAAUGUGUGUUUGACCUGUUUAUUAUUCCCAGAAAACUUGGAUGCAACCCUACAUUAAUAAAAGUCAUUCGUGAUCUGCUUUAAAUUGAGGAUAUAUCUGAGUAACUAUCACACAGUAUAUUGUUUUCAUGGUUUCACAAUAUCAAUAUGUCUAAAAGGGUCUGGAGCAAAUAAUUGUAGUCAUUUUUUCUGUAUUGAAAAUCCAUUAAGGCACACUGACUGAAUGGGAAUUAUGGCACCUUCUCUAUAUCUUAUUGUCAAGGUGUAUUUUUAGCCUUUUUAUAGAAAGAGAAACCUGGCUUGGUGUCUUGUUUAGCCAACAAGCUCUAAAAAGGCAAAUAAUUGCAACAAAAGACAUGUAAAAAUGCAAGCAUGCUCUUAUGUUCAUGAGACAAUACAGUUUUAAUUGUUAGAGUUAUGCUACUGUUGUAAUAUUCUCAGGGAAAUGAUAAACACAUUUCACUAUUAUAAGCAAGUGUUCAUCUUUGUUUUUGUAUGAGUCUGGCCAGAAAAAGUCAAACACAGUAGAAAUCACCUG